AAGUCAUCAAAUUCAUCCAUAUUUGGUUCUUGAUUUUUAAAUCUGUAUUACUCCAUAUUUGGAGUAAUAGAGAGCCCUAAAUAGUGUAGUAGAAGAAGGCCAAGAUUUCUGUUAACAUGAAACAAGAGAUGGAAAAUAUAGAGAAUCGACACAAUGAUCAUUCUAAGAAAGUUAUUUUCAACCACAUUAAUCGUUCCGUUACUCUUAAGUUUGAGAAUGUUGUUUACAAAAUUAAGACUGUAAAAGAAGGGUGUUUCAAGAAUUCCUCUAAAUCUGAGGAAGAGAAAAUGAUCUUGAAGGGUAUCUCAGGGAUCGUUUCACCGGGCGAAAUGCUGGCCAUAUUAGGCCCUUCAGGCAGUGGCAAAACAACUCUACUAACAGGACUGGGAGGCAGGCUCGUUAAUGGCCAUCUAGAUGGCGCUAUAACGUUCAAUAGCAAGCCCUUCUCAAAUGCCAUGAAGCGUAACACUGGCUUUGUUACUCAAGAUGAUGUUCUUUACCCUCACCUUACAGUGACCGAAACUCUUGUGUUCACUGCCCUCCUCCGUUUGCCUAAGACUUUUUCAAUUGAAUUAAAAACCGCACAUGCUGAAGCAAUUAUACCUCAACUCGGAUUAACAAAGUGCAAGGAUAGCAUCAUUGGAGGUCCGCUUUUGAGAGGAGUUUCUGGGGGGGAGAGGAAAAGGGUGAGUAUUGGGCAAGAAAUGCUUAUCAACCCGAGUUUAUUGUUCUUGGAUGAACCAACAUCAGGUCUUGAUUCUACUACAGCUUUAAGGAUUGUGUCUACUUUAAAGGAUUUAGCAAUGGGUGGCAGGACGGUUGUGAUGACAAUACAUCAGCCUUCGAGUAGGCUGUUUUACAUGUUCGAUAAAGUGUUGCUAUUAUCCGAUGGAAAUCCCCUGUAUUUUGGCAGAGGCGAAGAUGCAAUGGGGUACUUCUCAGGCAUCGGCUUUUCCCCCUUAGUUGCUAUGAAUCCCUCGGACUUCCUGUUGGAUCUUUCAAGUGGUACACUAUCAGAUGAUCCUCGCGUGUUAUCAGAAGGUCCUAGAGUAGAUCCAACGUCAGUUAAGCAAACUUUGGUGGUUGCUUUCAAAACCAAUCUAGCGGAGAACUUGAAGGAACAGUUAAAAGAAUCCGAGAUUCAACAGGUUGAAGAGAAAUUACAUGAGAAGAAAUUCAAUCAAUGGUCAAAUACCUGGUGGCAGCAAUUCUCAGUGAUACUCAGAAGAGGGCUGAAAGAACGAAAACAUGAGUCCUUCUCUGGCCUCAAAGUUGGACAAGUCUUGGCGGUGGCUUUCCUGUGUGGAUUGUUAUGGUGGAAAUCUAACAACAUUCAAGAUCAGAUUGGGCUUCUGUUCUUCUACACUAAUUUCUGGGAAUUUUUUCCUAUGUUCCAAGCUAUUUUUACCUUCCCACAAGAGAGGCUGAUGCUGAAGAAAGAAAGAUCAUCAGGCAUGUACCGACUCUCCGCGUACUUUAUGGCUAGGACUGUAGGUGACCUUCCAAUGGAGCUUGCCCUUCCAUCUAUUUUCACUGUUAUAACCUAUUGGAUGGCUGGCCUAAAACCAUCUGUGCGAAGCUUCUUUGCUACCUUAUUCAGCCUCCUUGUCAAUGUUUUAGUCUCCCAAGGCCUCGGACUUGCUAUUGGUGCAAUGUUCAUGGACCAAAAAUCAGCCACUGUACUUGGUUCAGUCAUCAUGCUAUCGUUCACCUUAGCCGGAGGGUACUUUGUUCAGCAUGUCCCGAGUUUCAUCUCUUGGAUAAAGUACAUAUCAAUUAGCCAGUAUGCAUACAAGCUCUUGUUGGUGUCCCAGUAUAGUCCAGGUGAAACGUAUUCAUGUGGUGUAAACACAACGUGUCUAAUUGAAGAUUUUCCUUCCAUAAAGCCUUUAGGUCUUGGGGAUAAAGCCACCUCAGUGGUUGCAUUGGGUAUUAUGCUAUUAGGUUACAGGUUCUUGGCUUAUGUUAUUCUUAUGAGGAUUGGUGUGACAAAGAAAUAGGCUUUGCUUUACUUGUAGAACAUUAGUAGGUUUCAGCAAGUGUCCCAUUUGUCCUUUUUAUUUGUCGUCUGCUGAGAUAUACUAGCCAUGUUAGACAAUUAUGCAAUUGAUCUAACUCUAUUUGGUUUCUAGACUAUCAAAAUUUGGUAAAAACAUUUGCUAUUAGUACUUUGUUUA
Molecule: messenger RNA, 2177 nt
Organism: Capsicum annuum
Lineage: Eukaryota; Viridiplantae; Streptophyta; Magnoliopsida; Solanales; Solanaceae
Product: ABC transporter G family member 9
Exons: 4
Coding region: 117-2000 (627 amino acids)
Cellular component (GO): membrane
Molecular function (GO): ATP hydrolysis activity; ATP binding; ABC-type transporter activity
Source: RefSeq, a predicted model, not a curated record